Archocentrus centrarchus (flier cichlid) is the source of this 1776-nucleotide messenger RNA. RefSeq names its product ephrin type-A receptor 3-like. Lineage: Eukaryota; Metazoa; Chordata; Actinopteri; Cichliformes; Cichlidae. Bases 51 to 1769 code for a protein of 572 amino acids. Gene Ontology annotation, biological process: protein phosphorylation; ephrin receptor signaling pathway; axon guidance. Gene Ontology annotation, molecular function: transmembrane-ephrin receptor activity; ATP binding; protein binding. The record is from RefSeq and is a predicted model, not a curated record. The transcript is spliced from 10 exons. Gene Ontology annotation, cellular component: dendrite; plasma membrane.
GACUCGACACGGCGAACAGGGAUGCAGCGAGGGCGCAGCGCAGCCUGAAAAUGGCACCACCACGCGUACUGUGGAUCUAUCCAUCCCUUUCCCUCCUGUCCUCUCUGCUUCUUUUCCACGCUUUAGCGCCAUGCCGAGCCUUACGGAAUUACCCGGAGAACGAAGUUACGUUGCUGGACUCCAUGUCAGCCUUGGCCGACUUGGGCUGGGAGGCUUAUCCUAAUGAGGGGUGGGAGGAGAUCAGUGUCAUGGAUGAGAGGAAUACCCCAAUGAGGACCUACCAGGUGUGUAACGUCAUGGAAGCCAACCAAAACAACUGGCUGAGAACGCGACACAUCAGUCGGGAAGGAGCGCAGCGCGUCUACAUCGAGAUCAAGUUUACUCUAAGAGACUGUAACAGUCUACCUGGGGUCCCUGGUACCUGCAAAGAGACAUUCAACAUGUACUACUUUGAGUCCAACAAUGCAAACCUGUGGUUUAUCAAGGAAAGCCAAUACAUCAAGAUUGAUACUAUUGCUGCAGAUGAGAGCUUUACACAGGUGGACGUUGGCGACCGUGUCAUGAAGCUGAACACAGAGGUGCGGGACAUCAGUAACUUGAGUAAAAAGGGUUUCUACCUGGCCUUCCAGGACCUGGGUGCCUGCAUUGCUCUGGUCUCAGUGAGGGUCUUCUACAAGAAAUGUCCACUCACUGUGCUAAACUUGGCCCAGUUUCCUGACACAAUAACGGGUGGAGACACAGCACUGGUUGAGGUCCAUGGUGCGUGUGUGAACGCCUCUGAGGAGUUUGAGCCUCCCAAGAUGUACUGCAGUGCAGACGGAGGCUGGCUGGUUCCCAUUGGGAGGUGUGUGUGCAAACCAGGCUUUGAGGAGAACAAGGACAUGUGCCAACCAUGCCGACCUGGCACCUACAAAGCUUCAGCUACAGAUGCCUACUGCACCAAAUGUCCUCCCCACAGCUCGUCCCCGCAGGAACAAGCUACAGAGUGCAUUUGUGAGAAAGGUUUCUACCGUGCUGAGACAGACCCUCGCUCAAUGGCCUGCACACGUCCUCCAUCUGCUCCUGAGAAUCCCAUCUCAACAGUGAAUGAAACCUGUGUCACCUUGGAGUGGGCACCACCCAGAGACACCGGAGGCAGAGGAGACAUCACCUACAACCUCAACUGCACGAAGUGCUCUGGUGAUGGCAGGAAGUGCACGCCGUGUGGUAGCAGCAUCCAUUUUGUUCCCAGGCAGUUUGGUCUGUUGUCAACCACCGUGUUGGUUACUGACUUGCAGCCGGAUUCCAACUACAGCUUCACAAUUAAGAGUGAGAAUGGAGUGUCAGAAUUAAGUCCAACACCCAGAGAAGUAGUCAUAAAUGUCACGACGUCACAGACAGUCAGCGUUGUGUUGAAGGAAAGGCGGAGCAAGGACAGUGUGACUUUGGCCUGGCAGGGUCCAGAGAGACCCAAUGGAGCAAUAGUGGAGUAUGAGGUUAUCUACUAUGAGAAGAACCAAAGAGAGCAGAACUAUACAGUUUUGAAGACUCGCUCCAACAUGAUGACAGUGGAAGGGCUAAAACCUGGGACCACCUAUGUGUUCAGGGUCAGGGCUCGAACUGAUGGGGGCUAUGGGAGCUACGGUGGAGAGAUUGAGCUGGAAACCAGUCACGAAGAUGUUUUGGCCAUAGGGGACCCUAAUCAGUCUACCAUUCUGGCUGUGUCGAUCGCAGGGGGAAUUGUUCUCCUCAUCUUCCUGGUGACUUGCUUCGUUGUCAGCGGAAGGUAGGGCCUGC